GUUUAUGACAUCAGAACGUUGUCGCACGCGUUUCCUUUUCAGCCCUUGUUGCCCGCUUGUAUCGCGGCUGAAAUUUGGCUUUAUCUUUCGGUUUUCUUCACUUCGCUAUAGCCAUGGCAGCAGCUCCGGUACCGGUCAGAAAACGUCUUUUGAAGGAGGAGGACAUGACCAAAAUCGAGUUCGAGACGAGUGAGGAGGUCGAUGUUACUCCAACCUUUGAUACGAUGGGCCUUCGAGAGGACUUGCUCCGUGGGAUCUACGCUUACGGUUUCGAGAAACCAUCAGCUAUCCAACAGAGAGCAAUCAAACAGAUCAUUAAAGGCAGAGACGUAAUUGCGCAGUCACAGUCCGGUACAGGAAAGACCGCCACCUUUUGCGUCUCUGUGUUGCAGUGCUUGGAUAUCCAGGUGCGGGAAACACAGGCGCUGAUUUUGGCACCAACCAGAGAAUUGGCCGGACAGAUCCAGAAGGUGCUGCUGGCCCUGGGAGACUACAUGAACGUGCAGUGCCACGCCUGCAUCGGUGGGACCAACGUGGGGGAGGACAUCCGCAAGCUGGACUACGGCCAGCACGUCGUGGCCGGGACCCCUGGACGCGUCUUCGACAUGAUCCGCAGGAGGAGCCUAAGGACUCGCGCCAUCAAGAUGCUGGUGCUGGACGAAGCCGACGAAAUGCUCAACAAAGGCUUUAAGGAGCAGAUCUACGACGUGUACCGAUACCUGCCCCCCGCCACCCAGGUGUGCCUGAUCAGCGCCACCCUGCCCCACGAGAUCCUGGAGAUGACCAACAAGUUCAUGACCGACCCCAUCCGCAUCCUGGUCAAGCGUGAUGAGUUGACGCUGGAGGGCAUUAAGCAGUUCUUCGUGGCCGUGGAGCGGGAGGAGUGGAAGUUUGACACCCUGUGCGACCUCUACGACACCCUCACCAUCACACAGGCCGUCAUCUUCUGCAACACCAAGCGAAAGGUGGACUGGCUGACUGAGAAGAUGAGGGAGGCAAACUUCACCGUGUCCUCCAUGCACGGGGACAUGCCUCAGAAGGAGAGGGAGUCCAUCAUGAAGGAGUUCAGAUCCGGGGCCAGCCGAGUGCUCAUCUCCACAGACGUGUGGGCCAGGGGCCUGGACGUGCCACAGGUGUCCCUGAUCAUCAACUACGACCUGCCCAACAACAGAGAGCUGUACAUCCACAGGAUUGGCCGAUCAGGCCGUUACGGGCGCAAGGGUGUGGCCAUCAACUUUGUGAAGAACGACGACAUCCGCAUCCUUCGCGACAUUGAGCAGUACUACUCCACACAGAUUGAUGAAAUGCCAAUGAACGUUGCGGACUUGAUCUGAGGGGGAGAGGUGGCAGACGGGGGAGUCCCGCGAGGAGACCUGUUUUUGUUUAAUUUUUGUUUCCUAUUCCGUACAAAGUCCCGUUUUAUUGAGCUUGUGUUUUUAUGACUAUUCAGAGGACAGCCUGCGUUUCGUAGGUGACAUUCUCUAGAUAAUGGCCAACACUUCAUGUCAGUUUGAUUUUGUAAAUAAAGGAUUUGGUUUGUCAACUGCCA
Messenger RNA from Anguilla rostrata (American eel), 1549 nucleotides. It is a transcript of the gene eif4a3, whose product is annotated as eukaryotic translation initiation factor 4A3. Bases 114 to 1334 code for a protein of 406 amino acids. The transcript is spliced from 12 exons. The record is from RefSeq and is a predicted model, not a curated record. Gene Ontology annotation, cellular component: nucleolus; catalytic step 2 spliceosome. Gene Ontology annotation, molecular function: mRNA binding; ATP binding; RNA helicase activity. Lineage: Eukaryota; Metazoa; Chordata; Actinopteri; Anguilliformes; Anguillidae.